Hypomesus transpacificus is the source of this 1264-nucleotide messenger RNA. It is a transcript of the gene fgf7, whose product is annotated as fibroblast growth factor 7. Bases 605 to 1213 code for a protein of 202 amino acids. The transcript is spliced from 4 exons. Gene Ontology annotation, cellular component: cytoplasm. Lineage: Eukaryota; Metazoa; Chordata; Actinopteri; Osmeriformes; Osmeridae. Gene Ontology annotation, molecular function: type 2 fibroblast growth factor receptor binding; growth factor activity. The record is from RefSeq and is a predicted model, not a curated record. Gene Ontology annotation, biological process: regulation of cell migration; positive regulation of gene expression; animal organ morphogenesis.
GAGAGAGGCAUAGGGUGUUUCUUCCCAUGCAUCUCACCCAGGGACAGCUGACUGGCUGGGACUUAAUUGCUCUGAAGUGAGGUCAGCAAGAGGCAUUUAUCUAGGCACAGCGCACAACAACAGGGGAAGAUGCAGAGGACCAGCCUGCUGGAGUCAGUGAGACGUCCAUGGGAAGAGACAGACACAGAGAGCUCGUGCCUAGCUACCCAGAAGCAUUGGGAUCACUGCAGUCUUACACCGCAGACCAUUAGGGAAACUAAAUACCGCUAUUUACAUCUCUGGUCACUCACAGCUAAAGUCCUGAAACAGACAACAUAAUGUCCGCUGUUGGACUAUGGUCCUCUACGCCAGACACAAACACAGAGUGAGGAUUACAGAGCGCUCCACAGACCAGUCAGCAGUCACCCUCCAGGCCCUGCCAGGUUCCAGCCACUCCAGCUCCCUCCACCAUCCCACCAGGGGGCCCUGCUGCUGGGAGAGGGACGCGCAGGGUCAGGGGUGAGGGCUCCGGGGUCAGGGGUCACGGGGUGCCGAGCAACAGCGCACGGAUCUCUAUUUCACAUUUCAGUAUGUUGUUCAUGAAGUCCCACUGCAGUGCAUUAUAAUGCGCAAAUGGAUGCUUACAUGGAACCUGCCAAAUGUGCUCUCGGGACUGUACGUGCAAAUGAUGUUCCUGGUGGGCAGCGUGUGUGUGGCCUGCAGUGACCGCACUCCGGAGCAACUGGCUGCCAUCAUGAACUGCUCCAAGCACGAGCGUCACACCAGGAACUACGACUACAUGGAGGGUGGAGACGUGCGCAUACGUCAGCUGUUCAGCCGCACGCAGUGGUUCCUCACCAUCGACGAGUACGGCAACAUCAAUGGGACACAAGACUCCACCAACUGUUACACUAUUUUGGAGAUCAGGACUGUGUCAGAGGGCGGUGUGCUUGCCAUUAAAGGUGUGAAAAGUCAGUACUAUAUCUCUAUGAACCGGACUGGACUGCUGCAAGGCAAGAAAAUCUACAACGAAAACUGCAACUUCAAGGAGGUUUUCUUAGAAAACUACUUCAAUGCUUACGCCUCAGCAAAGUGGACAAAAAAUGGCAAAGAGAUGUUCAUAGCCCUGUCUCAGAAGGGAAGGUCACUGAAAGGGAAGAGGACCAGGAGGGAGCACAUAGCAUCUCACUUUAUCCCCAGGAUGUGCAAAGCGGAGGAGCACAGAGUAGACUGACAGGAGAACACGCACUGAGGAGGAGGACGAGGAGGAGGAGGAGGAAGACGA